AAAAAAAAAGAUAGCCAAAGACAAUAAAAGAAAAGGUGGUAGAUGCAUGAGCAACUACAAACUACAAUCUCUCCCAUCUCUCUCCUCAUCUCUCUCUCUCUGACUUUUCUCUCUCACUCUCACAAACACAAAGCCCUCGCCACCUUAAUCCCCCCCUUGUAAUCUCUCCAUCUCUCACUCAUCACUAAACCCCAAUUCCUCAAUUCUUGAAUACCCACUUCAAUUUUCACCUAUCCUCGAUUUCUACGCCAACCCAUUGUAACCACCUUUAGGAACAUUGCAGGCAUCCAUGGUGAGCAUUAGAAGACGCAGACUCCUAGGACUUUGCACUGGAAAAAGUUCGUUUUUAGCUCCAGUUCCUAAAACAUUUGAUGGUGGACAGACCCCUGAAAACGGCACGCAAAACCCGACGCCAUUUUGUACGACUCCUGUACCCUCGAUUGAUCUUGACCAAGUAAAGGAGAAUGGUAUAUCUAAAGUACAUCCUAGAUCAUCAAACAUGUCCACCUCUAGCUCAUCAAAAGAGCAGCAGCCGCAACAGUUUUCAGUUCCAGAAGUAAAGCGUAGAAAGCGACACCGGAGAAAACAUUUUGAAAAUCAAGAACCAUGCAUAAUGCGAGGUGUCUAUUUCAAGAAUAUGAAAUGGCAAGCAGCAAUAAAAGUUGAGAAGAAACAAAUCCACCUGGGGACUGUUGGCUCGCAAGAAGAGGCUGCUCGAUUGUAUGACAGAGCUGCUUUUAUGUGCGGAAGGGAGCCCAACUUUGAGCUCUCGGAGGAGGAUAAGAAAGAACUAAGAAAAUUGAAUUGGGAAGAGUUUCUGUCUCUUACUCGUUCUGCAAUAGCUAGCAAAAAACAGCAGCGAAGAACCGAGUUCAGUUCUAGGAGAAAGCUCGAGCCUGCAGAUAACAAUAACUAUUGGGAAGCUGGUCAAGGAGGCUUCUCGGGCUCAGAAGAAUGAACUUAAAUCAAGUCAGUCUGUCAAAGCAAUUUUCCCUGGAACGCAGGCGGAGAAGUCUAGUUCUACCAUUCUUAGGCUUCUAGUAAAACUAUAGUAGCCAGUCACCUUCUUAGAUUAUGCAAAUCUGCUUGCUAUGCUUUUUGACCCCUAUUUGGGCAAAACAUCAGUGGAAUUUUACUGCUGUUAAUUAGCAGAUUUCUAUGUUUAUUAUAUUAUGGUCAGUUCUUUA
Molecule: messenger RNA, 1187 nt
Organism: Daucus carota subsp. sativus
Lineage: Eukaryota; Viridiplantae; Streptophyta; Magnoliopsida; Apiales; Apiaceae
Product: ethylene-responsive transcription factor-like protein At4g13040
Exons: 7
Coding region: 290-958 (222 amino acids)
Biological process (GO): regulation of DNA-templated transcription
Molecular function (GO): DNA binding; DNA-binding transcription factor activity
Source: RefSeq, a predicted model, not a curated record